This is a messenger RNA of Brassica oleracea var. oleracea, 1024 nucleotides long. RefSeq names its product cysteine-rich repeat secretory protein 38. The record is from RefSeq and is a predicted model, not a curated record. Lineage: Eukaryota; Viridiplantae; Streptophyta; Magnoliopsida; Brassicales; Brassicaceae. The transcript is spliced from 2 exons. The coding region runs from base 42 to 809 and encodes 255 amino acids.
CAUUACUCCUACCCAAAAAAACCUAUAAUCAUUUCUAAACAAUGCCUUCAUCCUCCUCGUUUAAACGCAUCGUUUCACUCCCUCUAUUGGCCUUGGCCAUACAACUUCUCUCUAUACACAGCGUUUUGUCCCAAAGUCAGGACAAUGCGUUCCUCUACCACAAGUGUUCUGACAUUGAAGGGAACUUCACUUCGAGGAGUCCAUACGAGUCAAAUCUCAACAGUCUCUUUCCUCGUCUCUCUUACAGUGUUCCAUCAAACGGGUUUGCCGCUCUCUCGACUGGCAACAAACCUGACAACGUCAAUGGUUUGGGCCUAUGCCGCGGCGAUGCCUCUCCUUCUGACUGCCGAACCUGUCUGGCAACGGCCAUUCCAGAGCUACGUAAGAGAUGUCCGAAUAACAAGGCAGGAAUAAUAUGGUACGACAACUGUCUAGUCAAGUAUUCAUCGACCAAUUUCUUCGGAAAGAUUGAUUACGAGAACAGGUUCUAUCUGUACAACGUCAACAACGUGAGCAAUCCAGCAUCGUUCAACACGCAGACCAAAGCUCUUUUAACUGAGCUGACGAAAAAAGCAACUGCUGGAGGCAACCAGAAGCUGUUUGCCACAGGGGAAAAGAGUCUCGGGGAGAAGAAGCUGUACGGAUUAGUGCAGUGUACGAGAGACUUGAGGAGUGACAGUUGCAAGGCAUGUUUGGUUGGGAUUAUCGGGGAGCUUCCUAACUGCUGCGACGGUAAAGAAGGAGGGAGAGUUGUGGGUGGCAGUUGUAACUUUCGGUAUGAAAUUUACCCUUUUGUUAAGACUGCUUGAUAGAGGUCCAAAUUAAAAGUGGUCCAGAGGCAGACAUGGUCCUUAAUUAUAAUGGUGUCAGUGGGAUAUGUAUAGAGACAUGUAUUGUGUGCUUGCUGUUUGAAUAAAGUGUUGAGUCAACAAAAUUUAAGGUCUUCUUUGCGAGUUCUUUGGUUGUGGUUUGUUUGGUCCCCUUAUUAAUAAUAAUCAUGUAAAGUUACAUAUUUUGGCUUAUA